Daldinia childiae is the source of this 1068-nucleotide messenger RNA. RefSeq lists its product as uncharacterized. Lineage: Eukaryota; Fungi; Ascomycota; Sordariomycetes; Xylariales; Hypoxylaceae. The record is from RefSeq and is a predicted model, not a curated record. Bases 1 to 1068 code for a protein of 355 amino acids. The transcript is spliced from 2 exons.
AUGGCGAUUCCCUGGGGAACGAUAAAGUCCCUCCUCAUAUUCUUCGGCCCUAUGCUCUUACCCAAGGCCAUAAGCUACUACCGCUCCGUCCGCAAUGCGCCCCGCGCCGCCGGCGUCUCGAUACAGCCGGUGCCGCAACAAGCUCUACGCGCCAUCGCCGCGCUCAUCAUGGGCGGUCUCGUCUUGCUCUGCGGCGUCCUCCCCCUCUUCUCUCCCGAGAACAUCUUUGUGCGCACACAGUCGCGCCUACAGAUCCCAACCGAUGUACUCUUCAACCGACUCGCGUCUCUACGCCCCCUCUCCGUCGCCGACGACGCUUUGCGCACACGCUUCGUAAACCUCGAGUCUAGGUUGCUAUACCUACAAUUCGGCCCCGAGGUCCUAGCCACCUGUCCCUUCUGCACCUCCGACGACCCCCGCUCCUACUUCUACUACGCUCUUCCCGCGCUCCUCACACCACACCUCACCAACCUUGUUCUCGCCUCCCUCGCAACCUCUGAGCUUAUGUCUGGGUCCUACGGCCCCAAGUGGCGCGCCACUGCCGCCGUAGCUAGCGGUCUCGGCGCCGCUCUCGAUAUAUAUCUGGCCAACUCGUACAACUACCAAGCGAACGCGCGAGCUACACGCCUAACCGAUCUCGAUCCUUUCUUCUGGAACUCGCGCAUAGCACGACAACUCGGGCUCGCCUCUCUCGACUUCCUCCUGGCUUACUUGCUGUACCUCUCUAGCACUAAUCGAGCCUUUGUCGCCCCGCCGAGCGCCGCCGUGCGCGUGGAGGCCGUGACGCGGCAACUGCAGGGGACGAAGGGACGACUAAAUGCCAUAGGGAUAGUUAAGAACACGGCGAACCGGGAUGAGGAGCUACGGUCACGCAGCCAGGCGUACUGGCGGCACGAGGGUAUGCUGAUGCGGGAAGUUAUGGAGGAGCGCGAGGUAGUUGAGGGUGUGAAUGAUGCGCUACAGAAUCGUAUUGAUAUUGGCGACAUUAUGAGAGACGCUGAUGCCUACGCAUUAAACGUGCUGCCGAGGAUGGAGGAAGCGGUUACGCCGGAGACGAUUGUAGGAUAA